AUGUGCCGUGCAUUCUACUUCGCCACUACCCUCCUCAUCGUGACCAGUCCCCGCACAGCUGCUGAUUUCAAACCUUUUGAUGCGCAAGACCAUGACAUCAUACCAAACGGUGUUACUGACACGAAGACGUCACCCAGAAGGAAUCUUAAACGUAGCGAUGAUGACGUGUCACAUGCAACAUCUAAGGAAGAGCGCGUUAUCAUUCAUGAUCUCCUUGAUGGGGCAGGUCAAAAUGCCCGUUUGCUGUACGAACAUUCCAACACAAAUAGCAUCGAUGACUUAACCAAGGGGAUCAUCAAAAAUGAAGACGUGGCCGCUUUCGCCGUUGUGAAAGACAAAAGAAUUGAACUUCUCCAAAAGAAAUACGACGACGCUGUCGAUAAAUAUCAGCAGGCUGUCGGCAGGCUUCAAAUGGCCAUAUCCGAUUACGAGAAUGAACACCUGGCCGCCAAUAAAGCUGACGAAGUUUACCAAGCUGCCUCGGAAUUGAUUACACACCAUUCCUCUCAAGCAAUGAUCGCUACCGAAGAUGUCGACAGGGCUCUUUUCGCUAUCAGAGCCCACUCUUAUGAAGCCGCUAAAGCAGCCCAGAUCGCUAUUUACGAUCUACAGCUCCGCAACAUUUACCUCGCUGAAGCCGCCAAAUACGAAAUGGCCAUCCACUCUGUCAAAACCGCUGAAGAAAGCCAAUUCUUCAUCAGAGCUCAUUCUUAUGCAUUGAUACGUGCGAACGAGUGCAGCGAAGGCAUGGAAAUCGCCCGAAAAAUACAAAACCGUGAAGGUGACCGCGUCUUGGAUCUCCGUGAUUCUAUCAAGGAGAAGGAUGAAACCAUUUUCAACCACCAGAAUGAAGUCGACAAUUACGAAAUGUUAGCACUAAAUGCCCAUGCCAAGUCCAAGCUUUCCAAAAUCAGGGCUCGUGUGGCCGACCAAAAAGCUAAGGUUGCCCAAGCUAACAAGGACGUUCUAUUAAAGACGAUCAAGCACGCUAAACAAGAGCUCGAAGCCGCUAGAGCCGAGAAACCCACCCAUGGCCUCUAA
Messenger RNA from Plasmopara halstedii, 1041 nucleotides. RefSeq lists its product as uncharacterized. The coding region runs from base 1 to 1041 and encodes 346 amino acids. The transcript has a single exon. The record is from RefSeq and is a predicted model, not a curated record. Lineage: Eukaryota; Oomycota; Peronosporomycetes; Peronosporales; Peronosporaceae.